GCGACUUUUACGCGAAAAUACAUCGUACGAGCAAAUUGUUUUAUUCAUUACUUUUAUGCUAUGUUCUAACGUUUGAUAUAAGCUCGCGUGAUACCUAGCAGUGUUUAGAGUACAAACAAAUGUGGACGACUCAUCUACACUAGUUGUCUCGACGGGCUACCCUAUCCAUUACACAGUUGGUCCUUCGUACGUCAGAUCAAGCAGCGCCCCAGACACCCAAAAAAGUCUUCACAUCGCCGUAUUCUGUGUUGGUCCGAUACGACGUGAGCUAUCGGCGCCGUUCUAGCAUCUGCGGUAUCUAGUUGCCGCUAUAGAUUUUGAAAAUUCCGGAUGUUUUGCCACGGUGCUAUUGUCUGGUAUUAUGGUGCUAUUAGUGGUACUCGCAACGGCUGUUAUAACAUUGGAACUAAGGCAAUUGCGUACCUAUCAUACUCGAUAGUAACUUGUUUACAUCCUAGGAGGGAACUCAACACAGAUAAUAGCGCUGUUGGACUUGCCACGAAAACACAGUUAGCAUCGAGUGCAUUUGCGUUGCACCGAAAAUUCGCAGUACCUCAAAUCACUGCUAUCCGCAAAAAACACCAUAGUCCAUUUGGGAGCUCACAGGUGUUCGCCAUUGACACAACGACCAAGGGCUGGUGUAACGUUCUUCCCAGAUCGAUUGCUAAUGGGUCGCGUAUUCGUAGCCAUAUUAAUUGUUCACGUUUGCUGUUUAACGGUGGUCAGAGUGAACAAAACACCAGCGAUUAUGGUUUUGUGCGUUUGCCAAUAGCAAGGAGGGUGAAUCUAUUUAGAAGUUGCAGUGCAUCCUUCUACGAAAACGUUAACAAAUAUCUUCUAGUCUUUUCUAGAGCCCAUUCAAUAUUGCAACGACAAUGUUGUGCACAAUCGACUAGUUCAUCAGUGAAAGUUCAACUGUCCACGGUGGGGUCCCAAAGUUCAAAGGAGAGCCCCGCUCAGGGCUCUAAGACAGACCUACCAGCAUUGGAUAACGAGGACGUGACUGACGAAAUGAGCUCACAGGCACCGGAAGAUUUCAAAAAAGUGUCGCAAGAUGAAUGGCGUAAACGUUUGGACAGAGAAACGUUUAAAGUGUGUCGUCUCAAAGGCACAGAAAUGCCUGGAUCGGGCAAAUAUUUGAGGCAUAGCGAAAAGGGGACAUACGUCUGUAUUUGCUGUCGCGCCAAUCUCUUCCGGUCUGAGGACAAAUUUAAUCACUGCGGAUGGCCUAGCUUCAGACAGGCAAUGGGCACAAAACAGAAUGGUUCCGAAGAGACCACAAACGUGAAGCGUGAGUACGAUGGCACCCAUGGAAUGGUCCGCACCGAAGUGCUGUGCAAAAAAUGUAAUAGCCACCUAGGCCACGUGUUCGACGACGGACCGGAACCGUUUAGCAGGAGAUUCUGCAUAAAUUCCGUAUCGUUGGACUUCGUCAAAGACCCUUAACCUUAGCACUUUAUUAUAGCAUUCUAUAAAAGUCAAAAUAGGAUAACUUAUCGAUACCAUCAAAUAUCUGCGGAAACGGAUAUAUUGGUAUGUGUAGAAACACAAAAAUACGUCGAAUCCACAUGAAUGUGCACCAUGGUUCCAUCCACAUGAAAGCAGACAUGUACGGCUGUAGGCCUUAACUAGUUUUUUUUUUCUAUUUCUUCUCAAACGUCUAACUGGUUGUUAUAGCCUACGACUACGUCUGUGUGACAUGUGCAUUUGCAUAAGCCUUUUGUGAGUUCAGCUGCUAUACUAUCAUCGUGUGAAGAUGAGUGACAGCUACCUGUGCACCUUCAAUGUAUCGUGAUUAGCAAUUCGGUGACUAUUCGGUCUACUGUAUUAUUGACAAUCUGUUGGACAGAAAAACAACGAAGAGUAGAAAAAUGAAAAGCAUGGCUAGGUUAUUAACGCUAGAUGAUUAACUAAUAAACUAUUGUUACUACCUGUUGUUGAAUUAAUUAAGAACAGAUACAUAUGUAUCUAAAAUUGUUACCGUUGACUAGAAGGUCAAAUAAGCGGAUUCAACCGAUUUCGCCUAUUCCUUGCCUUAUCGUAGGUACCUUGUUAUUGGGUCGGGCCAACAAGUUAGCUAGAAGUUAAAAUACACAUUUGGUGACUACGCGUCUGGAGGUAUUACACAGAAAACAAUUUUUCAUAUACCUAACUAGAAUUCCUCCGUUCCUUCAAUAUCAUUUUAUUAUUAUUUAUUACUUUUAUUAAAUAUAUUGUCCCUACAUAUAUUAUUAGGAAUCGCUGUUUCUAGAUUAUCGACAUAGAUUUAGUGAUGGUCUGAGUUGGUCAAUCGUUUGUGCAAAAAACGACUGGCGUAAAUUCGGAUAUUCUAAUCGGUCCCUGUCGUUUUGCGCCGCACAAAAACUUCGUUACGACGGUCCUCGUAAUGCCUGUAGACAGCCUACAGCUUUUACAACAAUUGUGAUAAGCGACAAAUAGGAAACUACACAUAAUACAUUCCAGAGUGAAAUAUUCUGUAUGUUUUAUUGGUGGUGGACAGUCGUCGACUAUCUGCCGCGGGUUCUCGCAGCGACGCAGAGCGUAACACGCGUCUAAUGAGCCGAACGAAUUGUGCACAAUAAAGGGCAUAAAGUUUAAAAACGUGCUGUGCACAUAAUUUUUUUUUAACCUAUAUAAAAAGAAAUUGAACGAUAUUCAUUAGCAAGGCGAGUUGUUAUUUAUAUUUGAAACAAUUUAAAGCGCGAUUUGAGAGCGCAGUAUCAACCAUCUGUAACGUGUCCCACCAUAAAGGCAAAAUGCCUCGCCUGUUGUUCGCUUUUGCCGACUUGGAAGGGUACGACAUAUAAAUCAUAUUCAAACUAUAAGAGAAAAGCGCUUCUUAGAACACAUCUCUAUACAUUCAGCAACAUCGUUAGGCGUCAAGUUUGUCUUAGCUACAGCCAGCUUUAACUCGGUCGCACCAUCGAGACGGGAAUGCUGACAUGCACAUAGCUGACAGGUUUCUCAGGGAUGGCCAUGACCAACUUCUUAGUAUUAGUAGAUUCGAAAACAGCGAUAGUAUCAAUCAAAUUCUGGCAUUUUAGCCUAUCGGUAUGGCGUCGUUACCAAUCGCGAUAUGGAAAUUUUUAUGGCGGAUAUGGAUAUUUUUAUGGCUGUUACACAGCGCAAAUCACAUAUGUAGACCAAUAUACUAAACGUAAAUAAAAUCAGUGAUAAUUAUAUACUCAUAUGCAUACUUAGACAAUAUACGUGAAUAUGAGACGUAUGGCCGUUGAUCCUGACGCAACGCCAGUUCAGUUCUUCAGAUUGAGAGCGCAGGCAGCUAAAUCAACGCCGAGAAGAUGCCGAACUCAGAACUGAAGCUUGUAUUAUACUAGAAAGAACGUAACUCUAACAGUUCCUUUAACUUGUUCUUCAGGUUUGUGCAUCGAGAAGGUCCUAACACCUAUGGGUUGCCAUAGCUGCACGUUCUGAUUACAUAAUAUCAAAUGCUUCAGGCCGAAUAAGUAGCCAGUAUGCAGUCGAACGAGACAUGAUAUACAUUUACAUAAUACGAUAUAUAUUCUAUUAUUAUUAUUAGAUCUGAAACAAAUUUUCGUGUAGUCUAGCAAUCCACAAUCAAAACCCGGAUGUUUCUAUUUGUACUGAUUAAUACAUUGUGCGUUUUUUUUUCAUUACAUUCUUUAGUUGGCUCGAAGGUCUUUAUUUACACACGCCAUCUGUUUGACCAGGAACGCAGGUGACCACAUUUGAUUAUGCUACAAAAAUAUUGAUCUUAUAUGAAACAUGUGAGUCUUUACUGUCUUCAAGUUAAUCUUUUUGAAGUGUUUUUAUAUUAUGUCUGUGACGUUGUGUUUUUCAGCCUUCCGUAAUCUAAUUUUUUAAACAACUUGUAUGUAGAAAAAUGCUCAUGCAUGCAAGCCGAAAUUAAUACGUUUGAUGCUAAAACAGUGAAUUGGUUUACAUUUAAGGGUUUAUAUGGCAGAAGUUCGAUUGAUAUUACAAGGCGCCCUAGAAAACCAUUAUGGAUUAUCAUUAGCUCCUGCCAUACACAAUCCAUGAUGGAAAUUUUCAUAUUUUUCUUCCAAGUUUGAGUAAUGCUUUAGGGAUGAAUGCUAGGGUAUGCUGAAAAGAGCAAAGCAUCGGUCAUUUGUACGCUAACACAUAUUUAGUUCAAUGGACUCAAGAUCAGAUUGUUCACAGCUACCAAUAGAUUUCUUAAGUAGGCGGUGGACGCUAGAGGACACCACGAUUGACGUUUGGCGCGACGGAAGCUUGGACCGAUGAAAGACAAAGACGUUGAGGGACAAUAGAAUGACAAAGUUUGAAAAAGGAAAUGGUCAUAUAUAAUAUAGAAGGUUUGCAGAAUUGUUGAAUACACCUCAAAACAUGCGCAUUAAUUAAUCUAGUUGUACCGUUUGUUAUAACGUUAUAGAAUUCAGUCAUCCGUGAUUAUUUCUUCGAACUCUUUGUGUGCUUUGAGUCAAACAAAACUAAGCGAAUAAAUAUUGAAUUUGCUUUGAAUAGCUUGGCUUGAAUGAACGAAUUUAUCCAUACCUUUCGCACUUGGACCAUGUUGGGUAAAACAAUCUGCGUUCGAAUAGCUUUAUAGUGUGCAUAGGGUG
Varroa destructor (honeybee mite) is the source of this 4586-nucleotide messenger RNA. RefSeq lists its product as uncharacterized. Gene Ontology annotation, cellular component: cytoplasm. Gene Ontology annotation, molecular function: peptide-methionine (R)-S-oxide reductase activity. Gene Ontology annotation, biological process: response to oxidative stress; protein repair. The record is from RefSeq and is a predicted model, not a curated record. NCBI's taxonomy places the organism in Eukaryota, Metazoa, Arthropoda, Arachnida, Mesostigmata, Varroidae.